AUCUCUGUAGUCAAUACGAGAAUCAGCCUUUAUUCCGAUAUACCCCGUUGCUUACAUCCACGAAGAUCAUAUAUAAACUCAUCACCAACAAUCUACCUACCAGCCCUCAAUUCUCACACCACAUCUCAUCCCAUCCCACCACCCAAAAGACGAAAGCACAAACAACAACAAACAACCCAAAAUGAACCCAAACCGCGGCGCCACAAUCGUCCUAAACUGGCUCUCCCGUUCCCGCGCGCAACGCAUCGCCUGGCUCCUCGAAGAACUCAACCUAAGCUACACCAUCCAACCCUUCAAACGCAACGCCAAUGGCACCGCGCCCGCGGAAAUGAAACAAAUCCAUCCGUUAGGAAAAUCACCCACCAUAUCCAUCCAAGCACCCGAUACAUCCCUGAACCCUAUUAUUCUCGCGGAAACAAGUCCUAUCAUGGCAUACCUAAUUGAGCAUUUCGCCAACGAGGAAAAAAGGAACACACUCGUUCCAGAGAAAUGGAUCCCGGGGAAAGAAGGUAUGCUAGGCGGAGAAACAGAGGAAUGGAUGCGGUGGAGGUAUUUUGAUAGUUACGUGGAGGGGAGUUUGAUGGGUACGACGCAGGUUAGGUUGGUUUUUGAUGCUGUGAAAAACGCCCCCCUGCCAUUCUUCAUCAAGCCGGUUACAAAUCUCAUCACGUCGAAGGUGAACGCGGAGUUUCUGGAUGGGGAGUUUCGAACACAUUUCGGGUUUCUGGAGAAUCAACUUGCCACGCCACCCGGCGGAGGAGGGUACAUCUGUGGGAGGGAGCUGACGACGGCGGAUAUACAACUUAGUGUUCCGUUGGCGGUGGCGUUGGGGUUGGGGGUUGUGCCGAGGGGAGAAUUUCCGUUGUUAAAUGGGUAUGUGGAGAGGUUGCAGCGGGAGGAGGGGUAUAGGAGGGCUGUAGAGAGGGUCAGGAGUGUUGAGGGGGAUGGGAAGGGGUUUAUGUUGGAGUGAUUAAUUGAUUUGUUUGGGAGUUGGGGUGGUUGAAAUAACAUUGGUGUCAUUCUUUGGGGUCUUUGUAUUAGGCUGGAUCAUGGUUAUUGAUCUAUAGUCUAUAAUAUCAUAUACCGUCAUCAUCAUAAAC
This is a messenger RNA of Aspergillus sclerotioniger CBS 115572, 1100 nucleotides long. Its product is annotated as glutathione S-transferase. Lineage: Eukaryota; Fungi; Ascomycota; Eurotiomycetes; Eurotiales; Aspergillaceae. The coding region runs from base 182 to 970 and encodes 262 amino acids. The transcript has 3 exons. The record is from RefSeq and is a predicted model, not a curated record.